Molecule: messenger RNA, 747 nt
Organism: Nematolebias whitei (Rio pearlfish)
Lineage: Eukaryota; Metazoa; Chordata; Actinopteri; Cyprinodontiformes; Rivulidae
Product: tetraspanin-1
Exons: 7
Coding region: 1-747 (248 amino acids)
Cellular component (GO): membrane
Source: RefSeq, a predicted model, not a curated record
AUGAGCUGUGGCCCGUUGGUCCGACAGAUGAUGGUUCUGUUCAACGUACUGGUUUCUCUCGGCGGUCUGCUCCUGCUGGCUGUGGGGUUCUGGGUGAGCGUGGGCGGCACCUCCUUCCUGCACCUCCUGGGUCCGUUCUCCACGCAGAUCCAGCUGUUCAUCAACGUGGGCUUCUUCUGCGUCUCUGUCGGGGUCAUCCUGGUUCUGGUGGGACUCCUGGGCAGCUGUGGGGCCCGGAAGGAGAGCAAGUGUCUGCUGAUCAGUCUCUCCUCCGUGCUCCUCAUCAUCUUCAUGGCUGAAGCUGCAGCUGGACUCGUGGUUUUCUCCUACGCUUCGUUCGCUGAGGAGAUCCUGGAAGCGUGGGCGACUCAGGCGCUGCAGAACGAUUACGGCAGAGACCCCGAGGUCACGCAGAUCUGGAACUCCACCAUGACCGAGUUCAGCUGCUGCGGUUUCUUCGGCUACGGCGACUUCUUCGGCUCCUGGUUCCAGGAUGAGACCCAAGGCGAGCUGCCGCCCAGCUGCUGCUGGACCCACAUCGCCCACUGCAGGCCAGAGGAGGCGGAGCUCUCGCCAGUGCAGGGCUGCUCCGGACCUGUCCUGAAGCUCCUCAGAGACCAGAGCCACGUCGUCGGAGGCGUCGCAGCUGGAGUCGCAGCGCUGGAGGUUGCAGGUGUGAUGCUGUGCGUGUACCUGUACACUCACCUGGACAAGGAGCAGCCGAAGACUCCUCUGGAGGAAAACUGA